AUGGCUGAAGCUACUCCCCCCGCCGCUGCCAACGCGCCCCGUCUCAGCUCGGAUCCCGCCCUCGAGGCCGAGAACCAGCACCGCCAUGAGCAUCACAACCACUCGCCGCGCGUCGACGCCGACGGCGGUCACCAGGACCCCGUCUACUACACCGAGGGGACCAAUGCUCAAGAUGCGACCGCCGUGCCUCAUCAGGGUCAUCUCCACAAGCAUGGAGUAGACGCCGUUCCUGUUACUUCGAUGGAGAAGACUGGCCAUGGAACUCCCCCAGACUACAGUGACCAUGAAAAGACUGAGGCUGGUGUUGUUGCCUCGACUGGUGAUGACAGCGAGCGACACCGGUCUGGAAUCUUGGGUUGGUUGAUCCGACAUAAGCGACCCAUCAUUCACCUCUUCCUCUUCAUGCUCUUCACUGGCUGGUGGAUGGCCUCUCUUAUUGUUCAUCGCAACGAUAAGAACUGGGUUGUUCCCUUCCUUCUCUGGCUCGCCAUUACCCUCCGUCUGAUCUUCUUCCACGUCCCGAUCCGAUACGUCUCUGGUCCUAUCCGCUGGACAUGGCAGCACACGGCCGUUGUCGUCUACGACAUGAUCCCGGCCAAGCUCCGCACCCCCGCCGGUGCCUUUGUCGCCAUCGCCACCAUCCUCGUUGGCUCGUUUGCGUCCGAAGAAGUUGCCGACAACACUCGCGAGAACAGAGCUGUCAGCUUGUUCGGCAUAGCCGUUUUCCUCUUUGUUCUCUGGGUCACCAGCCGGGACCGCAGACGCAUCAACUGGCGCACUGUCAUCGGUGGCAUGCUUGGACAGUAUAUCAUCGGUCUCUUUGUGCUCCGCACCGGCGCCGGUUAUAGCAUCUUCCGCUUCAUCGCCCUCCGUGCUGCCGAUCUUCUCGGGUUCGCAAAGGAUGGUGUCAUCUUCCUCACAAACCCUGACGUUGCGGCGACCCCGGGAUUCUUCUUCGGCGUCAUCCCGGCCAUCAUCUUCUUCAUCUCCCUGGUCCAGGUUCUGUACUAUAUUGGCUUUGUCCAGUGGUUCAUCAUGAAGUUUGCCACCUUCGUGUUCUGGGCCCUUGGUGUCUCUGGAGCUGAAGCUGUCGUCGCUGCUGCUACACCCUUCAUCGGUCAGGGAGAGUCUGCCAUGCUGGUGCGUCCAUUUGUGCCUCACAUGACCAAGGCCGAGAUUCACCAGAUCAUGACUUGCGGUUUCGCCACCAUCUCGGGUUCUGUGCUCGUCGGCUACACUUCGCUCGGUCUCAACGCGGAGGCCCUCGUGUCGUCUUGCAUCAUGUCCAUCCCAGCCUCGCUCGCCAUCUCCAAGAUGCGAUACCCUGAGACCGAGGAGACCCUGACUGCCGGCCGCGUCGUGAUCCCUGAGGAUGAUGAGCACAAGGCUGAAAACGCCCUCCAGGCCUUUGCCGAUGGUGCCUGGUUGGGUAUCAAGAUUGCGGGAACCAUUGUCGCGUCUCUUCUUUGCAUCAUUGCCCUUGUCGCCUUGAUCAAUGGCCUCCUCACUUGGUGGGGAUACUACAUCGACAUCAACGACCCCAAGCUCACUCUGCAGACCAUUCUGGGCUACUGCUUGUAUCCUGUCUCGUUCCUGCUGGGUGUCUCUCGCGAGAGAGAUGGGAGUGACAUCCUCAAGGUUGCCAAGCUCAUUGCUGAAAAGAUCAUCACCAACGAGUACAAUGCAUUCAGCGCCUUGGCCACGAGCGAGUACUACGCGGACCUUUCCCCUCGAUCCCAGCUCAUUGCCACCUAUGCUCUCUGCGGAUUCGGCAACAUUGGCUCUCUGGGUAUUCAGAUUGGUAUCCUCGGUCAGCUCGCGCCCUCCAGACGUGGAGACGUGUCCAGCCUGGCCUUUUCUGCUCUGUGCUCUGGUGUCCUUGCUACCCUCACGUCGGCCAGUGUCGCUGGUCUGGUCGUGACGACCCAGAUUUCUGAUUUCACUCGCGCGGGCAGCUCAUAA
Molecule: messenger RNA, 1962 nt
Organism: Fusarium keratoplasticum
Lineage: Eukaryota; Fungi; Ascomycota; Sordariomycetes; Hypocreales; Nectriaceae
Exons: 2
Coding region: 1-1962 (653 amino acids)
Biological process (GO): nucleoside transmembrane transport
Cellular component (GO): membrane
Molecular function (GO): symporter activity; nucleoside transmembrane transporter activity
Source: RefSeq, a predicted model, not a curated record